GUCUGGGUGGAUUUUCUAAGAUGAUAAUUUCAGUAUAUUUUUGGGUAUAUAAGUGCUGCUGAUUUCCAAAACAGCUUCAGUUCAUCUCAGACUCUUCACUUUGUGCAAAAUGAACAAACUAUUCUUUGGUGUCCUUUUGUCAAUCCUUGUUGCCUACGGCAGUGUAGAUAGCCAACACGUUGGAUCGCCUUAUCAACUAAUUGGUUCAAAAUAUUAUUAUAUUGAACGAUCGGAAGAGGUCACUUGGUUUGGAGCACUUCAAAAAUGUCAGGCAAUUGGUGGACAUUUGCUUAGUAUCAACAAUCAAGAUGAAUUCGACGCAAUCAAGAGCAAUUUGGAAGUGGAAAAGGAUUAUUGGAUCGACAUUAACGAUUUAACUAAGGAGGGAGAAUUCCUUUCGGUGGUUACUGGUCAAAAAGCGACAUAUUUUAAUUGGCAUCAAACUGAACCAAACAACGAUAGUAACAAUGAGAAUUGUGUCGAGUUAAAAUACAGUAAUGACAAGCACCUAAUGAAUGAUAAUGAUUGCCAAAAGAAAGAGUUCUUUAUUUGCGAGCCCAAAGACCAAGUUUGAGUAAACAAAUUGUUUUCAAUAAAUUAAAACGUAUUUCUAUACGCACUAUUUUUUAAUGUA
Messenger RNA from Drosophila albomicans, 634 nucleotides. Its product is annotated as C-type lectin 37Db-like. Bases 110 to 574 code for a protein of 154 amino acids. Gene Ontology annotation, molecular function: signaling receptor activity. The transcript is spliced from 2 exons. The record is from RefSeq and is a predicted model, not a curated record. Lineage: Eukaryota; Metazoa; Arthropoda; Insecta; Diptera; Drosophilidae.